This is a messenger RNA of Hordeum vulgare subsp. vulgare (domesticated barley), 777 nucleotides long. RefSeq lists its product as uncharacterized. The record is from RefSeq and is a predicted model, not a curated record. Lineage: Eukaryota; Viridiplantae; Streptophyta; Magnoliopsida; Poales; Poaceae. The transcript has 2 exons. Bases 118 to 552 code for a protein of 144 amino acids.
UGAGGCCCCAACAGCCAAAUUAUUUGGUAGUACGUACUCUCAUCCUAACUUGCAUCACGCCAAUGAUAAUUGAUCUAAUUGAACAGCGGUGAUCGAUGGCGCGCUCCAGCAUGUACCAUGUUAUGUAGUGUCCAUACCAUACUGUGUCUCCUCCCUCUCUUCACUUGCUCUGUGUGCGCCGGCCGCCUCAACCUCGAUCGAGCUCCUCCUCUCCUCUCCAGCAGCGGCGACCUCAUGGAUCACCACACGACGUACGUCGAUCUCCACCAUGCAAACGGCUCCGGCCAGUGGGAUGCAUUUGCCGAAGGUACUCCGGUGUGGGAUGUUGAUCCGGUCGCUGGUGGGCUGGCUGUUGGUUUGAAUGGAGACAUGUACUACGUACCACCGGGUGAUGCUCUGGUCGACGCUUCUGGCGUCAUGGCAGAGGCGCCGAAGACGCUGGGUUACAUCUUGGGGGAGGAAAUCUGGAGUUUUCUCAUGGGGUGGGAUGAACAAGAUCCAGUCGCCGAUAUUAUCUCGAUCCCGUCGUCACCAGCGCUGGAUCUCCGGUGAACUCCGCGGUCAUUAGGAAGGUGGUGGAAGAUGAAGUUCUAGGUCCAGAAUCCAGAUUAUGAAAUGUAUCCGACCUCUUAUCUCUAUUCAUUUGAAAUACGGCCGGUGGUUAUGAGCAAAGUUUCAGGUUUGCACUGAAUGGUGGGUUUCACCUGCUACGCUACCAUGUGAAUUUCUUUUAACAUGGUAUAGACGACAAGCUCUCGUAUAUACGCGCAUAUAUAU